This is a messenger RNA of Cydia pomonella (codling moth), 2072 nucleotides long. RefSeq lists its product as uncharacterized. Bases 688 to 1980 code for a protein of 430 amino acids. The record is from RefSeq and is a predicted model, not a curated record. NCBI's taxonomy places the organism in Eukaryota, Metazoa, Arthropoda, Insecta, Lepidoptera, Tortricidae. The transcript has 2 exons.
UUUGUGAGUAAGUACAAGUGCGCUUAGAGAGUGUGAUUACUCUUGUUUUGAAAUAAGUCUUAGGCAGAUUAGACUGGUAGGAAGGUUAAUACAAACUUCAACGAAUGGUCCAAUAGUAAUGACUAUUAUGGUCUGCCAAUAGAAAUAUGGAGCAAAUUAUGAAUUGAUGGAAUUGACUUGACGGCAUAGACAGGAACUCAAUUCAAAAGUGUUUGACAUGUCUCUGAUUCAAAGGACCUGUUGCAGCUUCUGUCAUAGCUACACUACUCUGUAAAACUAUGUCAGUAUGUUACCUCUUCACGCUGAACUGCUUUUAUUUUAAAUUUGGUAUGAAUAUAACUUGAGACCCGGGGAAGGACAUUUGAAGACUGGAUUGUUUUCAUAGUGAACGCAGGCGUAGGCGCGGACAGAAGUUAAUAUUUAAUCAAAUAAAUGCUUCUCUGCAUUUCGAGCAAAGGUUUAUUUGUUUUAUACGCACUUUAUUUCUUCAAUAUUAAGUAACAGCAUAGGCCCACUGAAAGCCUGUGCAUGUCUAAUAAUAAUAACUAUCCUUAGGUAAGGUACCGGGUACUCAAGUUGACUAAAAAUUUAGGUAAUCGUUUAGCAUACAUACACAGAGUAGUGGUGGACGGUAUAAAGCCAAGGUGCUCCUCGGAGCUGCACACACGGGCCCACGCCAGCACAGCCAUGAGGAGCGCGGUAGUAAUAUUCUCAAUGGUGGCCGCGAUUGCGGCAGAAGCACCAUAUCACCUGCCGCGGCCGGCGGCGCACGCACCCUCGUUCAACUACCCCUUAGCGCCGCCACACCCGCCACCAACUCACACGCCGCCGCUGCCGCCCCCGCCGCCGCCAGCGCACCUGCACCCGCACCCUCAUCCGCAACCGCAACCACAACCGCAGUUUGUUCAGUAUCCACCACAACCUGCGCCUGCACCACAGUUUAAUCCAGGAUCUGGUUAUCAUUAUUCGCAACCCGCCCCUCAGCUCCAACCCCAGCCCCUUAUACAACACUCCUAUCCGCCACCGCCUCAACCCCAGCCCCAGCCUCAGCCCCAUAUACACUCCCAUCCUCCAUCUCCACAGCCUCUCCCAUUCAUACCCUAUCCUCAGUAUGCGCAACCUCAACCACAACCUAUCCCUCAGAUCCCACCAAGCUAUACUUACGCUCAACCUCAACCAGCCUUGGCCCCCCGGCCCCAUGCACCUCCCGCUCCAGCGCAGCCGGCGCCCCUGCCUACCUUCUUAGCGCCCCUACCUGGAUACUCCACGUCACAGGCCCAACCCGCGCCAUCCACCCAGCCAAUCCCACUCCCUCAGCCGCAACUUCAACAGGGAUACACGUACCAGCAACCUCAACUUCAAUUCCCGCAAGCCUCUGUCCCGGCGCAGCCACUUCAACCGCAGCCUCUUUAUGCGCAACCCCUUCAAUUGCAGCCUCGCCAGGCGCAACCUCUACAGUCGCAGCCUCUACAAACGCAACCUCUACAAUCUCAGCCUCUCAGCAAUAACGUGGCAUCUUCUGCUUGGUCCAGCUACCAGGCGGAUAAUAACCAAUACAGCAGUACAAGUCUUCAGUCGCACGGAGAGGCUUUAGACGCAACAGUAGUCGAUCGGGUUGAGAAUAUUAUAAAAGAUAAUGAGCAUUCUUCGGCAAGAAACGCCGGCUAUGUAUCCCUUGUUUCUGGGGUUUCAUUAGAACAGGCCAGACCUAGUAUAGAGAUCUCUUCCUUUGUUCAUAAUUCUCCUCUUCAAAUCACCCAAACUUCGGAGCAUAGUUCAAUCGAGCAGUCGUCGUCUAAUCAGUCGUCACCAUCAGCGGCGGCAGUGACGUCAGUCUCUGCAUCGGCGUCGGCUGCGGCGCCGGCGCAGGACUACGGCUUGCCCACGAUCACGGCCAACAGCCAGGCACCACAACUAGAGGCCAAUCAUAGUUUUCUACCCCAAAACAAACCCGCUACUUCAUACGGCACGCCGCUAUAACCGUGUACCUAUUUAAUAUUUUAAGCCUACAUAACGGUAUCUUUUUAUUGAUUAAGUAUAUGAAAAUUGUAAAUAAAAAUGUUUUCAUUAUC